CGCCCUUCACAUUGGGAGGACAUCCCAGACUGAUGUGAGAGAGGAUACCGCAUCUCUCCUGAGUGCAUUGAGGACCAGAGGAGCCUGAGAGCCGAGCGUCGUCGUGGCAGUGAUGGUGGGACACCUGCUCCUCCCCCUGCUCCUCUCGGUGACGACGGCCAGAGCAAACACAUGUAGUGGCUGGUUGGGGAACCUGAGCUGUGUGGUGGACUACUUGAGUGCCGCGGACUGUGUGUGGAGGCCGGAGCCGGGCAGUCAGGACGGGAACUUCACACUGGAAAUGGUCAAGAAGAAAGUGCACCGCAGUUGCGAGCUGAGGCGGGAGGUGGAGAUUCCCGCCUUUUCCUGCAGACUGGUGUUACCCCGUAUGCGGUCUUUCCAAGAAUACCAACUGCACCUGCGCAGAUACAGGGGCCGGAACGUCACCUCCUGCAGCGUGGACAAUUACAGACCUGCCCAUCACAUCAGACCCCUGGCUCCAGGCAGCCUCUCAGCCGCCUAUAACAAAUCCAGCCAGCUCCAGUGGCGCACAGACCCCUACAACGGUAUGAUCCUCAACAAGCAACUGCUCUUCGAGCUGUGCUAUUGGCCCAAGGACAAGCUACUGGAGAAGAAGUUCAAGGAGGUAACCACCCAUCACAUGACCAUCGAGGGCUUCGAGCUGCAGCUCAAUACAGUGUACGUGGCCAGUGUACGCUGCAAACCAAACAAGGUCGACCCCUACAGGGGCCAGUGGAGCACGUGGAGCACGGAGUGCGAGUGGUCAACAGAAACAGACACAGGAGCAGGGAGCCCAACGCGAGGCGACUGGAGCCACCUGAUGCUGGUGCUGUUUAUCCCACUCUCUCUCGCUGCUCUCAUAUCCAUCAUUCUGUAUUUCAAGAUCCCAUCCCGAUUUGUCGGAAAGAUAAACCAAGUGGUGAUUCACGUGCCCAACCCAGCAGCCUUCUUCCAACCCCUCUACACUGAGCACAACGGCAACUUCAAGGACUGGGUGGAGAGUGGGGGCAGCGUGACAAUGGCUGCAGUGCCGGCGGAAGGGAAGAGACCCCUGGAGAGCGAGCUGCCAGUCAGCGUGCUGGACUCCCAGCCCAAGGCCAUGUCCAGUGUCACCUCUUGGACCCUGCUGCCCACGGGCAAGUGCUGCUCGGAGGCCGAGCUUGGCGAUGGUGACUGUCCGUGCUCGCAGAGUGAGAUCCUGCCAGGGCCUGGGGAUGAGUUGAGAUCCGCGUAUGGAUGGCAGUAUCUGGGGGGUGGGCCCCAGCUCGCCAUGGGCUCGCGUGGCUGGCUACCCCCCGAGGGCUCAUCUGUGGCUUUGCUCUUCCCGUUCCCCUGGGAUCGCGGCCCCAGCUCCUGCUACAGUGAUGAGUACUGCACCCUCUCCCACUCCGACCUGAGCCACGGGCUGCUCACGCUCGCCUCUCAGCCCCCAGCCAGCGCCGGCUCGGGAAGAAUGCCCCCUGUGGAAUGCCAGACAGGAUCGGGGAGCAGCUGGCCAGAGAGAGAGGCCGGGAAGAGUGGAGCGAUGCCGUUGGUCUGUGAAUGA
This is a messenger RNA of Callorhinchus milii (elephant shark), 1546 nucleotides long. Its product is annotated as interleukin-21 receptor. The transcript has 9 exons. Lineage: Eukaryota; Metazoa; Chordata; Chondrichthyes; Chimaeriformes; Callorhinchidae. The record is from RefSeq and is a predicted model, not a curated record. Bases 113 to 1546 code for a protein of 477 amino acids. Gene Ontology annotation, cellular component: membrane; external side of plasma membrane. Gene Ontology annotation, biological process: cytokine-mediated signaling pathway. Gene Ontology annotation, molecular function: cytokine receptor activity; protein binding.